Molecule: messenger RNA, 1347 nt
Organism: Nelumbo nucifera (sacred lotus)
Lineage: Eukaryota; Viridiplantae; Streptophyta; Magnoliopsida; Proteales; Nelumbonaceae
Gene: UMAMIT22
Product: nodulin MtN21 /EamA-like transporter family protein
Cellular component (GO): membrane
Molecular function (GO): transmembrane transporter activity
Source: RefSeq, a predicted model, not a curated record
AUGAAGGGUUCACUUGGUUUUCUCAUAUUCAUGGAAACCAAUAAACCUUAUUUUGUAAUGAUCUUCAUACAGUUUAUAUAUGCAGGCAUGGCCUUGUUCUCCAAGGUAGCAAUUGAAAAAGGAAUGAAUCCUUUCAUUUUUGUUGCUUAUAGGCAAGCUUUUGCUGUACUUGCAUUGGCUCCAUUUGCUUUCUUCCUAGAAAGGAAGAAGGCUCCUCCCAUAUCAUACGCUCUACUGUGCAAGGUCUUCUUGGUUGCUUUAUGUGGGAUCACAUUGAGCUCCAACCUAUACUAUGUUGCCAUUAACUACACCUCGGCAACAUUUGCAGCAGCAUCAACUAAUGUAAUCCCUGCUUUAACCUUUAUCAUGGCUGUUUUUCUGAGGAUGGAAAAUCUUUCUUUAAAGCAUUUAUAUGGAGUGGCCAAGGUGGUGGGCUCUGUAAUAUGUAUUGGAGGAGCAUUGGUUGUUUCUUUAUAUCAGGGUCCUCCCAUAAAGUUCAUGAAUUGGUAUCCAUCAGUUCACGGAGAUGCUGCAGGCCAGUCUGCAAUUAAGCAUAGUUCCAGUACAGAUUGGAAAAGAGGCUCUCUUGUCAUGCUUUCAGCAAAUACAGCCUGGUCAUUGUGGCUAGUUUUGCAGGCUUCUAUUGUGAAGAUAUAUCCAGCUAAACUAUCCCUAACUACGAUGCAAUGCUUUUUUAGCUGCAUUCAGUCAACUAUUCUGGCCAUAGCCUUGGAGAGAAACCCAUCCUCAUGGAAGCUUGGAUGGGAUGUCAGUCUUCUUUCCGUUGCAUACUGUGGUAUAAUUGUCACUGGAAUCACAUACUGGUUGCAAGUAUGGUGCAUAGAGAAGAAAGGACCAGUGUUCACAGCCAUCUUUACACCUUUGGCGCUGCUUAUAACAGCCAUCUUCUCAGCUUUCCUGUGGAAGGAGACACUGCAUUGGGGAAGUAUUGGUGGAGCUAUAAUUUUAGUGGGGGGCCUCUACAGCGUCUUGUGGGGCAAGACGAAAGAGGAAGGCUUAAGUGAAAGAAGCGAGCAAAGAGAAGAAGCUAAAGAGCAAAUCCAAUUGGAGUGCAUUACACAUCAGUAAGUGAUGAUGGAAGAAGUAUUGGUAGAAUAAGGAUUUGGUGCAACAGAUAUGAACACUUGGGAGAGCAACAAGAGUCAAGCAACCAACCAAUCCAUCUGUUGUACAGUUUGUUUUAUAUCUGUUCUGUCCGUAUAUGCGGCUUUUUAAUUGUAACAUUUUUAUGGCAAGUUCAUCGUUGUAGAAUUAAAAAUCAUUUCAGCUAUUUGUUAAAUGGGUAAUUCUAGUGAAUUAAGCACAUGAUCAGGGUUUUCAAUUCCA